CUCUGGAAGUUCAGCCGACGGACACGGGCGGGUCAGACCGGCCUGUUUACUGGUGCGCAAACUUGAGUUACUUUUGCGCGCGGAUCGUAGCAGCGCCGCCGCGUUCCGACCUAGCGGUUUGCAGGGGCGUGGCUAAGGUAGCUGACCUAGUGUCCUGUCUUCCUUCCGCUGCUGGUUUCCAGAGCGAAAGCUUCGGAGCGGCCACUGGACGCUCACUGGAGCAGGCAGCAGCAUGCAGCCGCUGCCAAGCCUCUGCGGAGGCGCCCUAGUGGCCCUGAUCUUUGCAUGCUGCGUGGCGGAGGUCCAAGGAGAAGAGACGGGAUUACCGAUGGCUGGGGCCACCCCGCUACUUCUGGGGACCAGAGAGAUAACGACGCCCCCGUCUAAGCUCUCCUGGCCGACGAGGUCCAACACCAGCGUGCCCUGGUCGUCAGUACCUCCGCAGAUGCCUAAAGCAAGGAAGCCGGCUGGAGCCCCGCCUCACACUCCCCGGUGCGAGGGAUCCAUUGAGAUCAAAGAGACUUUCAAGUACAUCAACACCGUGGUGUCUUGCCUAGUGUUUGUGCUGGGCAUCAUCGGAAACUCCACACUGCUGAGAAUCAUUUACAAGAACAAGUGCAUGAGGAACGGCCCCAAUAUUUUGAUAGCCAGCCUGGCUCUGGGAGACCUGCUGCACAUCAUCAUUGACAUCCCUAUCAAUGUCUACAAGCUCCUCGCCCAGGACUGGCCCUUUGGAGUUGAGAUGUGUAAGCUGGUGCCUUUCAUUCAGAAGGCCUCCGUGGGAAUCACAGUGCUGAGUCUGUGUGCUCUAAGUAUUGACAGAUAUCGAGCCGUGGCCUCAUGGAGUCGGAUUAAAGGAAUCGGGGUUCCAAAAUGGACAGCAGUAGAAAUUGUUUUAAUUUGGGUGGUCUCUGUGGUCCUGGCCAUCCCUGAGGCCGUGGCUUUUGAUAUGAUCACCAUUGAUUACAAGGGAAAUAAUCUGAGGAUCUGCUUGCUUCAUCCCAUUCAGAAAACUGCCUUCAUGCAGUUUUAUAAGACAGCUAAAGAUUGGUGGCUCUUCAGCUUCUAUUUCUGCUUGCCAUUGGCCAUCACUGCAUUUUUUUAUACCCUGAUGACCUGUGAAAUGUUGAGAAAGAAGAGUGGAAUGCAAAUUGCUUUAAACGAUCACCUAAAGCAGAGACGGGAAGUGGCCAAGACAGUCUUCUGCCUGGUCCUGGUCUUCGCCCUCUGUUGGCUUCCCCUUCACCUCAGCAGGAUUUUGAAGCUCACUCUUUAUGACCAGACUGAUCCCAAAAGAUGUGAACUCUUGAGCUUUUUGUUGGUAUUGGACUAUAUUGGCAUCAACAUGGCGUCCCUGAAUUCCUGCAUUAACCCAAUAGCUCUGUAUUUGGUGAGCAAAAGAUUCAAAAAUUGCUUUAAGUCCUGCUUAUGCUGCUGGUGCCAGUCAUUUGAAGAGAAACAGUCUUUGGAGGAAAAGCAGUCGUGCUUGAAGUUCAAAGCUAACGAGCACGGAUAUGACAACUUCCGUUCCAGUAAUAAAUAUAGCUCGUCUUGAAAGAAGGAAUAUUCACUUAAUUCCAUUUUCUUCCUUGUGGACAGAAGUCAUUAAAGCAAUGAGGCAUUUGCCAAAAGAAAACAAACUGUGUGUUUGCACAAAACAAUGUAAGAAUUUAAGAGUGAUCAUUGAGUUACACGUGACGUUUUUGUAAGCUGUGUGCAGAUGGAGAGGAAAAGCAGUGACAAUUAAGAAAGCUUCCUUGAGAAGGCACUUAAUUUUUGACAGUCAGCAUUUGAAUGUAGUGCUACAUAACUUCCAGCAUGUUCCUACAUUACUUACAUUUAAGUCAAUCUCACUCAGAAUUUCUAUUAAAGAGGUUUAUUUUUAAAUUAAUGUGAAUCUGACAUCAAGGGAAAAUGGGUCACUGUAAAACAGGAUUUUUAAAUGAAGUUUAAAUCACUUAGUUUAAAAUGUUCUAAAAUCCUAUUAAAAACUCUUAUGAAUAGUGUCACCCCAUUGGAUACAAAAUGUAUAAGCAGUUUAGCUGGUGAUUUUUUUUUUACAUUAGAGACAUUUAAAUGAUUAGAAGGGAAUAUCAGAGAGAGGGAUCAAACUUUUCUGAAAACCACUUCAUUUUCUACAUUCAGGAAAUACCCCAUGCUUUGUGGCAGAAAGAGAGAGAAAGCUCAGAAUGCUGUGCUAAAAGACUACUUUGAAAUCUCCCAUUUAAAUACUCUGCAAAGAAAAUGCUACCUAUAAUGUUUUUCAGGAAUAUUAAAACAUUCUUCCUUUAGUAUCACUAUUGCAGUUUAAACACUACUUGUCGGUUUUCUCAUCUGUAAAUACCCUGCCACGCCAGCACAGCAUGUAGGUGAUUAAACUGAGGGCAGGUCCCAGGGCUCCUACCCUUGCAGAGGGGGAUGCUGGUAGCCCCACCACCGACAGAAUGUGAGUUGCCUGGAGCAACGUCCACAUGGCAGAGGAAAGGGCAGCGUCCGCUCCCACCCAUGCUGUCGUUAAAAUGCUCCUUGGCCUAUGUGUAAUAGGAUAGUUAAAAUACUGUUUUUUAAGAUCACACUAAUUAGGCAAUUUAACAGCUACCCGUAAAGCUUAUUACUAAUUUUUAUAUUAUUUUUGUAAGUAACUAAUAGAAAUAAGUUCUCAACAUGGUGCUUUUCUGUCACAGGCAAAAUGUUUCUUUGAGAUGGUAAGAACCUCUUACUUUGUGCAUUCUUGCCUAAUUCUUUCAUCUCCCUAGCAAAGUGCCUUAAGUUAAUAGGACAAGAUGUGUGUGAAAGUGCAAGAGAAAAAGGAAGAGGGAGGAAAUGAGGUGGGGGGGUAGCAGGAAACUCACGGGGACAGAUUCCCAUUCUUAGCCUGACACUCGUCAUUGCCCCGUCACAUGGAUGCAAAAGUUCCUGGUGCUGUUCCAGCAAACACAGCACAGGGUUCCCAGAGUGACUUCAGGGACAAAUUGGGCCCAAGAGCUUUCACUCACUCUUAAAAUAUAACAGAGUUUCUCCUUCUUUUUCUUUUGCUAACCCAGGGCCACAUGCUGGAAAUAAGCUAGCAAUGUUGUUUUCUACCAGCAUGUAAUAGACGAUUCAGUAAACCAAAAUCCAACAGUGUGGCCGAAAUGAAAGGACAGUAAUUAACUCACCUGUCACAUGGAUCUACUUGCCACUCCCCUCACAGCUUGUUUAUCAAUUUCUUCCCCAUCACUGUUUCAAUUGCCUGUCAUCACAAGAGAUAUUUCAAACUUUGGAUUGUAAGCAAAAAUCAAAAAAUAUAUAUUAAACUAAUAUUUUUAUAGUUUGUUAAUAUAUUUGUAUUUCUAUUUAAAUUUUAGCUCAUUUUUUAAAAUCAUGUACUGGGUUUUGGUUUUCCCCCCUCAUUUACAUCCUUAAUACUUUAUCUUUCUCCUGGUCAGAAUUGAGGUCUGCAGUCAUCUUGCCAAAUUUUGAGACUGUGCAUAGAGUAUACAUAUGCACUAUUUAUCAUGAAAUUGUGCUCAGAAGCUUUUCUAAAAAUGUUUGGUUCAAACUUUUAGCAUUCUGAUAAAGGUUGAUAAUGAACGAAUGUAAUUUCCUGGCAUAAUUAAGAUCAAGAUAGGAAAAGGUACCACUGUUUAAUGUUAAAACACAUUUCCUAGUAUUAAGAACUAUAUAAUAUAGCAACAGACAAAAAUAGUGUUAACAUGGACUUUAAAAGGUAAAAUACUUAUAAACAAUCUUAGUUUGUUUUCUCCUUUAUACAUUGCUAACAGGGGUUCAUGUUCAAACACCUUUCAGUACUGACAGCUUACAUAUGGCCAAAGGAAUAUAGUUUAUAGUAAAACAUAUGUAUGCUGUAGCUAACUUUAUAAAAUUGUAAUGAUCAUGUAAAAUAAUUAUAUCUUUUGUUGUUCUGUGGUCACUUAAAGUGGCAACUUCUAUAGUCAUGGAUUCCUUAUUAUGCAAACAAAGUCAAUAAAAUUUAAAUUGUUAAAAAAUAA
Messenger RNA from Artibeus jamaicensis (Jamaican fruit-eating bat), 3992 nucleotides. It is a transcript of the gene EDNRB, whose product is annotated as endothelin receptor type B. Gene Ontology annotation, biological process: vasoconstriction; enteric nervous system development; regulation of blood pressure. Bases 233 to 1555 code for a protein of 440 amino acids. Gene Ontology annotation, molecular function: endothelin receptor activity. NCBI's taxonomy places the organism in Eukaryota, Metazoa, Chordata, Mammalia, Chiroptera, Phyllostomidae. The record is from RefSeq and is a predicted model, not a curated record. Gene Ontology annotation, cellular component: membrane. The transcript is spliced from 7 exons.